AUGAAUUUCAUAAAAUCCGUAUCGAAGGAGCAAAACGAAGUGGGCCUCACCACCUUAUAAAUAACCUCCAAUAAUAAUAAUCCCUUCCAGCGUGCGGGUCUUCUUCUCCGCUUGGGUUUCUUCGCUUCCCCGACUUGGCUUGGUGCCUUCUGCUCCCAUUUCUCCCUUCUCACUCAUCUCUUCUUCUCUGCACCCUUUUUGACUCUUCAAUCUUGCUGCUGCUUCUUCUUCUUCUUCUUCUUCUUCUUCUUCUCCCUUUGUUCUUCCGUCACCAUUUCAUCAUCUUAAAGAUUUGAUCUUUGCGGUAAAAGAUUUGAUUACCGCCGAAAGAUCAUACUUUUAUGACGAAAGCUCCGGGUUCGGGGAUGCCGAGGUACGCGAGGCAGGCCAGGAUUAGCGGGGAGGCGGCGGUUGCGGACGCCGCCCACCAGCAGUCAUCCUUUGGGGUUCACACCAGGGCCAAAACCCUGGCACUCAAGCGCCUCCAGGAGUCCUCGCCGGCGGAAGCCUACUCCUACCUCCAGCUCCGGAACCGCCGCCUCCAAAAGCACCUCCCCGCCCCCUCCUCCGUUCGGUCUAGGUCCGCUGCCAAGUACACGCUGAGCGCUAACCCUAAUUCCGGCCGUACCCCCAAGUUCAACAGCAAUCCGCCAGCAGGAAUGGGGGAGAGUCGAGUGAAUUCGGACUCCGCGGGGUCGGUGUCCAUGAGGAAUCGCUGCUUAAAGAAGGCAAAGGCGUCGUCAGAGGCGGCGGUGGCUGUUCGGGAAGCCUCAUCUAAGGAUGAUGCUGGUUCGGAAGCUUCCUUUGGGGAAAAUGUUCUUGAGCUCGAGGCAAGCAGGAGUGCGAGAGAGUCCACACCUUGCAGUUUGACAAGGAAUUCGGACACCAUUGGCUCGCCUGGUUCAACAACUCGGCCUACUAAGUUCACUGUCAGCAGUAAGAGGCAGGCAUCGCCCAUCGUCCCAACUGACCCUGAAAUGGAAGAGCUUUUUGCAGGCCCCGAACAACUCCAACAAAGUAGAUUUAUAGAAAGGUACAACUUCGAUGUGGCGAAAGAUCAACCCCUUCCUGGGCGCUAUGAAUGGGUGAAAUUGGACUCUUAGAUGCUUUGCCAUUAACCUCUCCGCCUCUGGCCGAGAUACAUUUGAACGAGGGCUGCCUGCUUCGGAACGGUGGCAUCACUAACCCUUCCUUUCUCCAGAAAGGAUGCUCGCACCAAAGAUUAGUGUUUCUCCAGAAAAGGACAAGAACCCUUGAAGUGGGAGUGGGAGCCCCAUCCAAUAAUAUAACAUCAUAACAAGUGUCAUUACCCCUGUUUGUAUCUUGUGUAUACGAGUGGUGGUGAAAUUGAGAUGUCUUUGUGAGGAAGCAUGACCUGUUUGUAUCUUGGAGACAGAUCAGUUCUGCUGCUGAUAUUGGGCUUCUUUGCCAAUGCCUCCUUGGAAGCUAUCCUCUCUUUUUCUGGGUCAUAAGUUGCAACUAUUGCUGUCGAAAUCUACCUUGUGCUUUUCUAUCA
This is a messenger RNA of Musa acuminata AAA Group (dessert banana), 1516 nucleotides long. RefSeq names its product cyclin-dependent kinase inhibitor 4-like. The transcript has 3 exons. Gene Ontology annotation, cellular component: nucleus. Gene Ontology annotation, biological process: negative regulation of cyclin-dependent protein serine/threonine kinase activity. Lineage: Eukaryota; Viridiplantae; Streptophyta; Magnoliopsida; Zingiberales; Musaceae. Gene Ontology annotation, molecular function: cyclin-dependent protein serine/threonine kinase inhibitor activity. Bases 342 to 1103 code for a protein of 253 amino acids. The record is from RefSeq and is a predicted model, not a curated record.